CGCACUCACCAGCUAAGGUCAUCAUAUGGACACUCUCAGCGUCACGGACAACACUACUGUCGUGGGCGGCCCAUCCUCUGCUAUUGGGGAUGCUGACUUCUUGAAGAAAACGCCGCAGCUGUCCACUGCUGCGCUGAACCACCGGUCAACGAGCCACCCUGGUUCCAAAAUGUUCGUCGGUGGUGCAGACUACUUUGACACGAACAGGCAUUUCUUCGUCAAGAUUGGCAAAGAUGGCCUGAUCGUCGCACUAAACAAGCUCGACAAGGAGCUGCAGGAGGCUCAAGGCACCCAUAUAUUGUCUCACAAGCAUCCAGUCUCGUGGAUUGGCAAGGAGAUCACCCCUGGUCAGCUUGGGCUAAUCAACCACGGUGGCCUGCCCAAACUUCUCACCCGUGCCGGACGAUACCCUGGAUUCCCACUGCGGAAUUGGUGGGCAAGAGAGUGGUGCGGCACACAUGGACUGUCAGACACUGUCAUCUCGUUCCAAGGUCUCACUGUCGUCCAGGUUUCGCAGAACCAGGCGGCGGUGGUGUCCGAUCCUCAGAAUCAGAUUUUCGUAAUUAAGAACUCGGGCUUCGUCGCUUAUGCAGUCGAGGGGUCCUACGACGUGUUAGCCAUCAUCGACCAGACGCACCUGUCCCAUCAAGUAACAGAUAAUUCGACGGGUGUGGUUCUGGGAUGGAAGGAAGAGGUCACGAUGCCCAGUGCUCUCGCUGGCGGCAAGCGCAAGGAAUACGUUGUGGCUCUAUUCCUGAAUAUUCCAGCGAACAACUGUGCUAUUCUGCAGAAGGGCGACGACCUUGAGCUCCUCCCAGCCGGACAGCAUUACAUCACGAAUCCGAAUAUCACGCUGCGCGGCAUGUACACUCUCGGAGAGAACCAGAAGGAAAUGCCUACCAAGGACAUCUUCACGCGCGAUCAAGUCCCUGUUAGCUUGACGAUCUACUUCAAGUGGCAGCUUAUGGAACCUCUUAAGCUUGCAACGCAUGGAUACCACACUCCAUAUGAUGCCUUACGAGACAAGACGCAGUCUAUCUUGACACAGAUUGUCGCCCAUCUGGAUUACAGCUCUAUGGUUAAGCAGCGCUCACUGGGCCCCAAUAUGGAUGAUGACACCGACCCUUCAUCGGUCUUCCUCGACGCCCUCCGUACGCGUGCCAUGGAUGACCUACAUCUCGCGGCUCUAGAAUAUGGCAUCGUCCUCAAGGAUCUGGCUGUCAUCGACCGUCAAUUCAAGGGUGACAUCGCGGCCACGAUGGACAAGCUGACCACGAGGGCACUUCAGGCCCAAGUAGAGGCUGCAAAUGUUGACAGGGAGAACAGCAAUAAGAUCAAGCAAGAAGAGGGCUCCCUUGCUGUUGCACGCGUGAAAGCAGAAGCUCGCAAUACACAAGCAGACGCCGAAGCGUACAGCGUUGUUGCUGCCGCCAAGGCGCAAGCGCAGAAGCUUCAGAUCGAGGCUGAGGCACAGGCAAAGGUCACAAAGUUUGCCGCGGAAGCAGAGGCCGAGGCGGUCAGAGUCAAGGCUGAGGCCGAUGCAAACGUCCGAGACCAGUUCGCUCGGGAGAUGGAGUUCCGUAGAAUGGAAGUCUCGCGGGUGAGAGCCUUUGGGUCGAGGACAGUCUUCGUCCCUACCCAGGGUCUCGGGGCCCAGAUGGCUGACUCGAUGGCGGUCGGGAUGGCUGCCGGCAUGGGUUCAAGUUCAAAGCCGUAAUAUCCAUGUAAUUGCUGGCAAGGAUACCUUUCAUUUUUUUUCUGAUACCCUUCAGUCUACUUUCUAACAUAAUAUCAUGUACCGUAAUAUCUCGGACAUUUAUGUCGGAAUUCUUGUCACAGUCUUGUCACGUACCAUCACAACCC
Phanerochaete carnosa HHB-10118-sp is the source of this 1863-nucleotide messenger RNA. RefSeq lists its product as uncharacterized. The transcript has 10 exons. Lineage: Eukaryota; Fungi; Basidiomycota; Agaricomycetes; Polyporales; Phanerochaetaceae. The record is from RefSeq and is a predicted model, not a curated record. The coding region runs from base 26 to 1717 and encodes 563 amino acids.